This is a messenger RNA of Paramisgurnus dabryanus, 5198 nucleotides long. RefSeq names its product pleckstrin homology domain-containing family G member 3. The record is from RefSeq and is a predicted model, not a curated record. Gene Ontology annotation, biological process: regulation of establishment of cell polarity. Lineage: Eukaryota; Metazoa; Chordata; Actinopteri; Cypriniformes; Cobitidae. Gene Ontology annotation, molecular function: small GTPase binding; guanyl-nucleotide exchange factor activity.
UCUGUGAGCUCGUGCAGUUGAGAUGAUUUUACUCUUCACGCGUGUGUCUGUCGGAACUACAGCUGCUGAAAAUAAACGUCUGCCAAUGUGUGACGGGACUUUAAACUAGUUAAAUUAACCGGAGACUCCACUGUGUGUGAAGGGGAUGAGAGGAGACUCCAACAGAAGCCUAAUGGGAGAAGCAGAAUGUCAUCGUUUAUCGACGGGCUCGUCCCCGGGCAGCCAUGACACGCACUCCAUCUCCAACACUGAGCGUUCAGAGGACCGUCGGCCGGUCAGUUUGGUGUCUUCAGUCUCCUCCUGUUCUUCUGUAGAGGCGAUCAGCAGCCCUCAGAGACCCUCACCAUCAUCGGGUGAUAUCGACCUGGACCUCAGUCCUUCAGAGAGACCCUUAGACCAUUCAGAACUGGAGUGGACCGUAUCAGAACCGGUGAUUACAUCAUCAGAGCGCUGCAAAGACCAUCUCUCACCAUUUGCCGCCGUCACCAUGGCACCCAACCCACAGCUUAGCUAUGUGGAUCGUGUGGUGAUGGAGAUUAUAGAGACGGAGAGAAUGUACGUCAGAGAUCUGCGCAGUAUUGUGGAGGACUAUCUUGUACACGUCAUAGACACGAGGGAUCUGCCCAUCAAGCCAGAACAAGUGUGCUCAUUAUUUGGGAAUAUUGAACAGAUAUAUGAGUUCAACAGUGAAUUGUUGCACUGUUUAGACACCUGUGCCAAUGAUCCUGUGGCCAUCGCACGCUGCUUUGUAGACAAGAGCGAGUAUUUUGAGAUCUACACGCAGUACUGUACAAACUACCCUAAUUCAGUGGCAGUACUCACAGAUUGUUUGAGGAAUAAAACUCUGGCUAAGUUUUUAAGGGAUCGUCAGGCGUCUAUCAAGCGGUCUCUUCCUCUGGGUUCUUAUCUGCUUAAACCUGUUCAGAGGAUCCUUAAAUAUCACCUGCUGCUUCAGGAAAUAGCCAAACACUUUGACCCUGAUGAAGACGGUUAUGAUGUGGUGAUCGAGGCCAUAGACACCAUGACAGGAGUGGCCUGGUACAUCAAUGACAUGAAGAGAAAACACGAGCACGCUGUCAGAGUUCAGGAGAUUCAAUCUCUGCUCAUCAACUGGAAGGGUCCGGAUCUCACCACCUAUGGCGAAUUGGUUCUGGAGGGAACGUUCCACGUCCACCGAGCCAAGAACGAGAGAACCCUCUUUCUGUUCGAUAAGAUGAUGCUCAUUACCAAGAAACGAGGAGAACAUUAUGUCUACAAGACUCAUAUAUCGUGUUCCACAUUGAUGUUGAUCGAAAGUGCCAAAGACUCACUGCGCUUCAGUGUGACCCAUUACAAACACCCCAAACAGCCCCAUACGGUUCAGGCCAGAACUGUGGAGGAAAAGAAACUCUGGGCUCAUCACAUAAAGAGACUCAUUCUGGAGAAUCAUCACGCUAUUAUUCCACAGAAAGCCAGAGAUGCCAUACUGGACAUGGAUCCAACAUGUAUGGUAAAGCAUCGCUACAGUCCAGACAUAAUGAAGAAAAUGUCGUCCCGACGGAGUGAGGAUUUCUCUUCAGGUGCUUUGCAGGAACGGAGAAGAUCUGAACCGGGGAAACAGAUCACACGAAGCUCCAGAGGAAAUCUUAAGGUCCAGUCUGUUUCUAUGAAAAUGCACAACCGAUCUCACGCCACAGGUGUUUGUGUCAUCCAGCAUGCAGACAGUGAAAGUGCUCUGUUAGUGGAGAAAGAUCGCCGGUCCCUUCCGACCACUGCCUUGAGAUCUACAUCAGAGCUGAUGAGCGUCGUACCUGAACUGAUACGGAUCGAUCACGAUCUUGAAUCCAGUACGGGCUCACUGGACGACACGGAGGAAAUGAGACAAAUUCACGAAGAGCAGGAAGCACAGAACGCAGAUGAUGAUGAUGAUGAUGGGAUUGAAGGAGAGGAAGAAGUUCUGAUGGAGGAUGAGCAGGUAGCCGACUUUACCAGUUCAGUUCUGGCCGCGCUCUCCUGUCUGCGGUAUAGGGCCAAGGCUUUGCUUUCACAUCCAAUCACAACGGACACAGAUGGACGUUGUGUUACUCAAGAGAACAGACCAAUGGACACGAGCCAUCAAACAUCUUUUGAAGGAAAAACUGAGCAGAUCCUGGAUAGUCUGAGUGUUUCUAAGCUGGCAAACUCCUGCAAAAGUGCUGAAUAUAGCUCCUCUGAGGAACACAGAAGUUCACAGAAGAUCUUGCAUCCUCUCAGAGACACUGAGGAUCUUGUGAUAGACCCAUUACACAUUUAUCCAGAGACAUGUAGGACAGUAGAUCUUAGAUGCAGCACAGAUCUAGAGAUAGACGAUGUCUGCAACGGAGGACAAGAAAAUGAAGAGGAUUUGGAGAACGACGUCCAUUUCUUAUCCACACAAGCAGAUGAAAUAAAAGAAAUGACUCCGUCGAACAGGCACCUCUUGGAAGACAUUGAGAUAGAUGUUAUAGCACACGAUAACCUCCAGCCUUCAUCUGUCCUGGAUCAGACCGGUGAUAUCUCACAGCAGUUUACAGACAGAGUCUCUCGCAGGAGCAGUCUAGAAGCAGAUGGGUCUUGUGAGUUGGACCCUUCGUGUCGUUCAGAAAGCAGGAGAAGCAGUUUGUUGAGCUGUGGUACUGAGACCCACGACAAAGACUUCAGAAGAUCCACUCCAGAACCAGUAAAGGAGACCCCGUUCAAACCAGACCAAAGAAAACCAGAGACUCUUUCCAAAAAAGAUCGAUUGCUCAUACGUAAGAUUAAACGAUACUACGAACACGCCGAGCAUCAUGAUGCCAGCUUUGCCAUUAAACGUAGAGAAAGCCUUUCGUACAUUCCUGCAGGCCUCGUCCGUAAUCUUAGUCAACAGCUCAAUGACCGUACGUCAGAUGAAGAUUCAGCAUUACGCAAGAAGGUGACACGGCCAACAUCGUGGGAUGUUUUUAAUCUGCCGGGCUUGGACAGCGAGACGUCCAAAGUGUGCAGUUCUGACUCCAAGACUGAAAAUGACAUUUUUAGGAAAGAUGAGGAAUUCCAGCCUGCAUCUGACAUGGUUGAGGUGUGGCAAGAGAUGGAGGUAAAGACACUUGGAGAACCUCAGGACUCUAUGGAAAGCAUCGAGAACUCCAUAAUGGCUUCACCUGAUCAGGAGAAGAACGCGGAGAUCAGCAAGACCAGUUCUGAUAGUGGACUUGGUGAACCUUUACUAAUACUGGAAGAGUCUGAUGAAACUUCUACACCUUCCCAAAACAACAGCAGCUUGGAAAAGGACAACAGCCAACAAGAGCAUCACAAAAUCAACCACAGUCCUCUUCCCAGAAUCAUCUCCUUGAAGUCUGCCAAUGAACAUGACCUGAUCUUACAAGAUAUGGAGAAGAUGAAAAAGAAAGUUUUCCACCUGGCCAGACAAUACAGUCAGCGUAUCAAAAAUAACAGACCUGUAGUAAAACAGAGACCUAAACUCUCAGAAAGCCUCUUCAUACCCAAUAAUCUCUCUUCUGUCAUGGAGGAGAAACCUUUGGGAAAAGAAAAAGGGUUUCCUGACCGGUGUCUAUCGCUGAAUUUGAUCGAGCAGGACCUUAUUCAGGACUCGAAGACGAGUAGUUCAUCCUCCAGUCUCUGUUCUCCAGGCAGUCCAUACUUUUGUAGACUAAACAUCCAGAGAUCACAAAGCCCAGUCCAAAACGAAAGCUUCAUCUGGCCAGACGUGAAGGAGUUGUGCUCCAAAUAUAACAACCAAGAUCCGAAGAUCAUUUCCACUGUCUCACAUCUUCUCCCAGUGGGACGUAGUAUCUCUUGUCCAGAACCGGAGAGGUCCAAAGCUUCACGUUCCUCAUCCCCCUGCAGUUUCACAAUGCACAGAACUGCUAACACAGAUUCAACAUCAACGUCUUCCCACAUGAACCUUUGUAAAGUAAACUCUUUAGAUUAUAAUCUAGAAACACAGCACACGUUUGGACAGCAGGAUAGCUGUUAUCACCCCGGUCAUCAAACCUCACCCACUGAGAACUUCACUAUGGUUGAGAAGAUCUGUAGGGUGAAACAAGAAGAAACUGGCAUGGAAACCGAAAGAGAAGACGGCGAUGAGAGUCGAUUAAGAUGGGAACAAUGUGAACGUGCAAUGAUAAACAGUAAAGAGCAAGAUUUGAUGUGUGCUCUUGAUCCACCCUGCUCGCUGGAGGAAACCGAGAACGGUCAACUUAGUUUGGUUAAAAACCUGAGGGAAAAAAUUCAGAACCUGAGUUCUUACACGUGAGGUUUGGUUAGUACGCACACAAACUAUUUGGAUGUAUUAGUCCCUGUAUUGAAAGAAAGGCUUGUCUCAGGCAGGUUGGCGCAUUUUUACAUUUUUAUAAAGCCUACAUUCAGUUGACCAAACCUGUGGAGAGAGUAUAUAUUUAUAAGCUUGUCAUGUAAAUUUAUGUACAUUGGAUUUUUGUUACAUUAAUUUGUGUGCUCCUCACCAGAAUAUAAGCAUUUGUUUAAAGGUGUUGGCUGCAGUUUAAACCUGUAACUUAUUCCCUUUUAUAUUUUGAUUUGGUUAAUUGUGCAUCUUUAUUGAAAUGAAAAGCCACAAGAAAUGAAUUAGAAUAAACAAAAUGCUGUUUGUCAUCCAAACUCCCUCAGAUUAUUAGAGACGUAAGAGAGGAACCGAGCGAUAUGAUAUGAUAUGAAAUGCAGUGUAUUUGUUUAAAGCUGUAGAUGUGUAUUGAUUCUCAUCUCUGUAGUGAUGUAACUGAACACAGGAAACAACUUCAUCUUAUUAGAGAAGAAAACUGGAUGAUUAUAAUCAAAUUAAACUCAAUCAAUGAUGGGCAGUAGUUUGUCCUGUGUCUCUCUCUUCUUCAUGUUCACUUGUAGUUUGUUUAUUGUCCACAUUGAAUGUCUGUGUUUGUGUUCAACUUCAUAGAUCUGAAUGUUAUAGAAGAGGCGUCACUGUGUUCGGGUGAAUAAUCUUAAAUAUUGGGAUUAUUAUUAUUAUUAUUAUAAGCUGUUUUUGUAUUUUCUGCAUAUUGUAAUGAGGUGUUGAUCUUAAGCUUAAUAUCACUGUAAUUGUUUAUAUUUAUUCUUAUUUAUUUGACAAGAUGUGAAUACGCACAGUGUCUCUGUCAGCUAUGACCGUUUGUAAAAAUGAUCCUUUUUGUUUUGUUUUGUUUCUGUUGUAUAAGACGUGUACAAUAAAAUAUUUUUUUCGAACUAAU